UAUUCCAACUGUCAUCCAACAUUACAGUAAAAUCACUUCUAACAAUACAAGAUGAAGUGUUUGACAACUUUCGCUUUUCUGAUUAGUUCAGUGUUAUUAACAAAUGCUACAAAAACUCCGUCAAUAGUUAUAAUUGGGGCUGGGACCUCAGGGCUAUCAGCAGGAAAGAAACUCCUGGAAAAUGGCAUUCAAAACAUAACAAUCCUUGAAGCAGAAUCCAGAAUAGGUGGUAGAAUCAACAGUGUGUAUUUUGGAGAAAAUUAUGUAGAUCUAGGUGCAACUAAUUGCCAUGGAGAAAAAGGCAAUAUUGUAUAUGAAACCGUUAAAGACUUAAACCUGCUUGGAGAUACACAAUAUCCUAAAGAUUUUUAUUAUUCCUCUGGGGUUAAGGUAGAUUCCAAAUUUAGUGAAGAACUAAUAAAAAUAAUGACAAGUAUAUAUCCUAAUAUGGUCGAACCUGCUAAAAAUAUGUCUUUAGGAGAUUAUGUCAUAAAAUACUACAAUAAAGCAAUAAACGAAAAAUUUGGAUCAGACAAAGAAAAGCUAAACAUAGCCAAAGGUGCAAUUUAUUUUCUAGAAACCGUGGCCUUAAGUGAUGAAAACAGCCCUUCUUGGUUCGACAUUACCAUUGAUAACGACUUCAUACCGAAUGAAGGUAACACUUGGUUAAAUUGGAAAGGCAAAGGAUAUAAAACCUUCCUAGAAGUUUUUCUUAACAAUUCUGGCGUUCACGAAAAAGUAAUUUUCAACAAAGAAGUAAAAAAAGUGUCUUACGAUGCUAGCAAGAAAUGGCAAGGUGUAACGGUUUCUUGUUCUGAUAAUACUCAGUAUGUGGCCGAUCACGUAAUAGUAACGACAUCUUUGGGAGUGUUAAAAGAAAAUUUGAACAACCUAUUUGAACCAGAAUUACCUUCAGUUAAAAGAAAAGCCAUAGAUAGAAUGGGAUUUGGUGUUAUUAUGACAGUUGCCCUGCACUAUGAGAAUCCUUGGUGGGAGAAUGAUUCCAAAGGUUUUAAUUUUAUUUGGAGCAAGGAAGACUUGGAGAAUUCUGUUUCAGAGUUUUCAGAGGGACCUCAUUACAAUAACCGUUCUUGGAUAACGUAUAUUUGUGGAUUUGUGAAAGCAGAUUUAAAUCCAAACGUAUUGAUAGCAUGGUUUUCAGGAAAUUUAGUACCAGAAAUUGAACUAAUAUCUGAUGAAACUCUCUCAGAUGGCUUGACCUACCUUAACAAAAAAUUCUUAGGACACGCCUACAACGUAACAAAACCCGACAAAAUAAUUCAUUCAAAAUGGCGCGCGAAUCCUCAUUUUAGAGGAUCGUAUUCGUUCCAAAAACCUGAAGCUGAGAAAAGAGAUAAUCCAACGAAUGCUGAAGAAGAUUUGGCAGUACCAAUCAAAAACGUCGAUGGAAGACCAUUUGUGCAUUUUGCUGGAGAGGCUACCCAUGCUUAUUAUUUCUCGACUGUACAAGGAGCAACAGAAAGCGGUUUACGAGAAGCUGGGAUUAUUAAAAAAUAUUAUUCAUGAUGAAUCAAUGUUAUCCAAAAUUUUUCAUUUGUUUUAAAUAAAAAAAUGAUUUUAUUUA
This is a messenger RNA of Psylliodes chrysocephalus, 1585 nucleotides long. The record is from the annotation of a GenBank genome assembly. NCBI's taxonomy places the organism in Eukaryota, Metazoa, Arthropoda, Insecta, Coleoptera, Chrysomelidae.